AUGGCGACCGCGAUGGAUAUUGACGAGGAUCUGCGAGAGGAAAUAUUAGCAGAUCAACGCUCUGAUACUGAUUGCGAAAGUUUGACAUCCGAUCUAGAGAUUCAGAUCCCAGACUGGGAAGAUUAUGUAGAUCCUUAUCCGAACUUCAGUUGGUUGGAAAUGAUCCAUGGGGAAGUUAGAUUUCAACGAGACCGUCGUUCGCAGGAAACACGAAUUGCGGACUGCAAGGCCUAUCUGAUUCGAAGGGACCGGAUUGCGGAUACUUUCUGGGAUGACAUGGAAGAACCAGAGCAGGAACUGGCCGAUCUGGCAUUUGAGCUCUUUGAUCGAUUUGGCUGUUUACAACCCAAGUUCAAGGAACACCCGAUCAAGCGCGGCUCCGGGAUCUGGAAAGACGAGCUCAAUUACGGGGAUAUACUUCUCAUUGAAGAUAUUCGAUUAGCCCACGCAAUCCUGGAGCUAACGGUGAAAAAGAGCCGGGGAUUCUUUGCAGUAACCUCUCCUGAAAUGACUGUUAGUGAAGUCGAUCACGAGGAGAAGUCCCAUAAUGACUCAGACGAUGGGAAAUCUGAGAAAUUACUCUUGAAUAAUGCUCUUCAAUUCUGGAGAAGACUUGGUUUUAGAAGAAUCGGUUCCUCGCGCUGGCUUGGUUAUACCCCGGAUCGAAAUCAUCCAAGUCACCAAAUAGACCCAGAGCAGGAUUUUGAUUUGCCUUCCUUUAAGCCCUCUUCUUUCACGUUGGAAAUGAACAGUUUAGCCAUGGCACUUCCGACAAUUGAUGAUACAGAAUGUCUCAGACGGCUAAAAGAUAUAUUCGUUGACAUACAUCUUGAUGAUAUCACAUGGGAAGCUAGGAACGAUAACGGAGACACCCUUCUUCACCUUGUCUCAUGCUCGUCAAAGAUAGAGUGCACACGAUGGCUAAUGUUCAGCAACCCGAAACUAUGCCAUGCAUUGAAUGCUGACGGAAGCACACCACUCGAUGCUAUGGAAGAGUCAAUGAACAAAAAUCGAAGAAUCGACCAGUACAUGGCUAAACGUACCGAUAUAUCUGAUCGAUUUUCAGGAUAUGAUCAAGCUACGAUAUUUUGCUUUGCUUUGCUAAAGGGACUUACACCAGAACGCCUGUCAGAAGCCGAAAUCUCACGUUUGAAGUUUGGAUGCACCUGUGGGAGUUGCCUGGGCGGCUUCCUCAGUCCUCGAUUGCAUGACAGGCUCAUAUUUACUGCAGAAAUAACCUUUGACUCCAUCUACACAGAUGGAGUUUCACUGGAUGGCCCGGCCUGGUGCGAGGAAAACAAAGACGUGUUUAGAUACUUGCCAGAGCAUAUCAUUCAAAGUUUCGCAGUGAAUAAGGAUAUGAUCAUAGGGUUUUCUAUGAUAUGGAAACAUAUUGUUUCAUGCCUCAGGAAGAACAUGCUUCCUACAGAGGCGAAUAUUCUUCUCCUGGUGCGAAAUGCAAAUGUAUGGCCUAAUCACAGUCGCAAUUUUCUCCAGAAUGGGGGAACGGUCUCAUCAGUAGCAACGAUGCUUUUUCGCAAGACAAUGGAGCUAGAGGAAUUUUAUGACAUAACGUAUGAAGAUGUUGAUCAUGGUGUUCCACAUAAUCUUCCGAGCUGCGAAAAUGAUCGCGAGUUAGGUCUCGUCAGUGGCAUGUGUGGCUAUGAACGGGUUUCUCGGAUUCAACUAGUGACCAUGAUGGGGAAACGCAUUCGAUAUUAG
Talaromyces atroroseus is the source of this 1722-nucleotide messenger RNA. RefSeq lists its product as hypothetical. Bases 1 to 1722 code for a protein of 573 amino acids. The record is from RefSeq and is a predicted model, not a curated record. The transcript has 2 exons. Lineage: Eukaryota; Fungi; Ascomycota; Eurotiomycetes; Eurotiales; Trichocomaceae.